Populus nigra (black poplar) is the source of this 924-nucleotide messenger RNA. Its product is annotated as prefoldin subunit 2-like. Gene Ontology annotation, cellular component: prefoldin complex; cytoplasm. The record is from RefSeq and is a predicted model, not a curated record. Bases 251 to 688 code for a protein of 145 amino acids. The transcript has 3 exons. NCBI's taxonomy places the organism in Eukaryota, Viridiplantae, Streptophyta, Magnoliopsida, Malpighiales, Salicaceae. Gene Ontology annotation, molecular function: protein folding chaperone. Gene Ontology annotation, biological process: protein folding.
AAAAUAUAUUUGGUCGGAAAGAUACCUCUUAUAUGAAAAGGGCAGAACAGUGAUUUCAAAGCUUCUCGGCGAGUCCAGGGUUGAGCAUGAGUUCUGCGUCUCAAACUCCCAAUCUAGUGAAACAGUAGUGCCGUUGGGCUUUUUUCUCCUCGCUCUCGCUCUCCCUUCCAUUGUCAGGCCAAGUUAUUGGAGGUAAAAUCGGUGAUCUGCUUUCAUCUUCCACCAGAUCGGAGUCCAAUACAAAAGAAUCAUGGCAGAAAGUGAUCCAAAGGAACCGAUAAAUGAGCAAGCAGUUGUGAAUAUGUACAAUGCUAUGCGGGCUGAACUAAACCAGAUUUACUCAAAAAUAACCGAACUUGAGAUGGAUGCGAGUGAGCAUUCAUUGGUUAUCAAUGCGAUCCAACCUCUUGACCAAUCUAGACGUUGCUACCGGAUGAUCGGAGGUGUGCUGGUAGAGAGAACUGUGAAAGAGGUCCUGCCUGCUGUCCAGCGCAAUAAAGAGGGGAUCGAGGAGGUUAUUGCGAGGCUUAAUGAGGCUGCUGUAAAGAAGAAAAAGGAAAUUGCUGAUUUUGAAGAUAAGUACAAGAUCAGGAUAAGAAAGGCUGAUAGCGAGGUAAAGGAUGAUAGUAGCAAGAAGGAGGGCUCUUCUCAGGGGGUCCUUGUGGGUCCUGCAGGUUCAAGUGAAUGAGAAAUCUUGUACUCUUACCACACCCUUCAUAGUCUAGCAGACCUGUUUUGAUGAAGUUACCUUCAUCUGUUUUCUUAUGGUGUCCUAGCUGUUGGGCUAGGAAUUUGUUGAUCAUGGCUGUAGACUAGCUGAUAUGAAUGAACCUGGGAUUGUGUCUGAUCCUUUUUGAAUGAUAGAGCACCUAAUUGGGGUCAACUUUUAAACAUAAGCAAAAGAAAACGCUUUGAUUUUUCUUA